Sturnus vulgaris (Common starling) is the source of this 3006-nucleotide messenger RNA. It is a transcript of the gene MSH4, whose product is annotated as mutS homolog 4. The record is from RefSeq and is a predicted model, not a curated record. Gene Ontology annotation, biological process: mismatch repair; reciprocal meiotic recombination. Gene Ontology annotation, cellular component: nucleus. Gene Ontology annotation, molecular function: ATP binding; mismatched DNA binding; ATP-dependent DNA damage sensor activity. Lineage: Eukaryota; Metazoa; Chordata; Aves; Passeriformes; Sturnidae.
AUGGCGGAAGCGGGCGGGCCGGCGGCCACUUCGGAGUCUUACACAGGCCGCGGCUCUUCCACGCCUGGUGUGGGCAGGCGGGCGGAGCAGACGCCUCGCUACACCCUAGGGCUUCUGCAGACGCCGCACAGCUCGGAGAGCACCGGGACCUCGUCCAGCCGCGGGGCACGGCUGGGCGGCUCCAGCGGGAAAGGCCUCGCAGCCGGCAGGGCUGCCGGGACCAGCGCAGUGAAGCCGGCGGUUUCCGAAAGGGGAGAAUCCUAUUUUGGGGACAAAAGUUCUUGUGUUGAAAAUGCUAACACAUUGAAUCUCACUAGUUCUUCUUCUGUGCGAGGCCUGAAUAGUACAUGUGUAGGAAAAACACCUCUCUCUUCUGGUAGAUCUGGUUGCAGAAGCCAUACUCCUCUUAUGGGAUAUUCAGUUACAUCCUCCUCUGCAGUUUCUGCUCAUACUGUUGCAUCGGUUAUUGUAGCUGUGGUAGAAGGAAGAGGCCUUGCCAGAGGUGAAGUAGGAAUGGCCAGUAUAGAUUUAAAAAAUCCUGAGAUGAUAUUAUCACAAUUUGCAGACAAUACAACUUAUGCCAAGGUUAUUACCAAACUAAAGAUUUUAACACCCCUAGAAAUAAUAAUGUCGAACACUGCUUGUGAUGCAGGGAAUACAACAAAAUUGUUCAGUUUGAUAACAGAGCAUUUCAAGAAUGUGAAUUUUACAACUGUCCAGAGAAAAUACUUCAAUGAAACGAAGGGUUUGGAGUACAUUGAGCAAUUGUGUGCAUCUGAAUUUAGCACCAUUUUCAUGGAAGUCCAAUCAAAGUAUUACUGUCUUGCAGCUGCUGCAGCUUUGCUAAAAUAUGUUGAAUUUAUUCAAAACGCCGUUUAUGCUCCUAAAUCACUCAAGGUGCGUUUCCAGGGGAGUGAGAAAACAGCUAUGAUAGAUUCAUCAUCAGCACAAAAUCUUGAACUAGUGCUUAAUAACAGAGAUUCUCGGACUGGUCAUACACUUCUUGGUGUUUUAAAUUACACUAAAACUCCCGGUGGAAGUCGAAGACUUAGGUCCAAUAUCCUGGAACCUCUAGUUGAUGCUGAAACAAUUAACACAAGAUUGGACUGUGUUGAGGAAUUACUCCAGGAUGAGGAGCUCUUUUUUGGUCUUCAAGCAGUUAUCUCAAAAUUCCUGGAUACAGAACAACUACUUUCAGUUUUGGUACAGAUUCCAAAGCAGGAUACGGUUAAAACUGCUGAAUCAAAAAUAACUAAUUUAAUCUACCUGAAGCAUACCUUAGAACUUGUGGAACCUCUGAAAGCUGCUUUAAGAGGCUGUACCACACAGCUGCUGAAGGCUUAUUAUAAUUCUCUUGAAGAUACAAGAUUUGGAAUGAUACUUGAAAAGAUUACAAGUGUAAUUAAUGAUGAUACAAGAUACACAAAAGGAUGUCUGAGUAUGAGGACCCAGAAGUGCUACGCUGUUAAGCCUAACAUCAAUGAAUUCCUUGACAUAGCUCGUAGAACAUACACGGAAAUUGUUGAUGACAUAGCAGGUAUGAUAACACAGCUUGCAGGAAAGUACAGCCUGCCAAUGAAAACGAGUUUCAGCUCUGCUCGUGGAUUUUUUAUCCAAAUGAAUGCUGAUGGUUCAACGUUGCCUAAUGGCCAGCUUCCUUCAGAAUUUACAAAGAUCACGAAAAUUAAAAACACAUACAGCUUCACUUCAGCAGAUUUAAUAAAAAUGAAUGAAAGAUGUCAGGAGUCUCUGAGAGAAAUAUAUCACAUUACCUACUUAAUAGUGUGUAAACUACUGAAUGAGAUCUAUGAACACAUUCAUUGCCUGUACAAGCUGUCCGACAUUGUGUCUAUGCUGGAUAUGCUGCUUUCAUUUGCCCAUGUCUGCACUCUUUCCGAUUAUGUUCGUCCAGAAUUUACUGAUACUUUAGCAAUCAAGCAGGGAUGGCAUCCCAUUCUUGAAAAGAUAGCUAUGGAAAAACCUGUGUCUAACAACACGUACCUGACAGAGGGCAACAAUUUCGUCAUUAUUACAGGACCAAACAUGAGUGGAAAAUCAACAUACUUGAAACAGAUUGCUCUCUGUCAAAUUAUGGCACAGAUUGGUUCUUAUGUCCCAGCAGAGUAUUGUUCUUUUCGAAUUGCAGAGCAGAUUUUUACCAGGAUAGGUAUGGAUGAUGACAUUGAAACAAAUGCAUCAACAUUCAUGAAGGAAAUGAAAGAGAUAACGUACAUCAUACAAAAUGCUAAUGAUAAGUCACUCAUCAUUAUUGAUGAGCUUGGCAGAGGUACCAGUGCCGAAGAAGGGAUUGGCAUUUGUCAUGCUGCCUGUGAGCAUCUGUUGAACUUAAAGGCAUUUACACUGUUUGCUACACAUUUCCUGGAACUAUGUCAUAUAGAUGCUUUAUAUCCCAAUGUGGAAAACUACCAUUUUGAAGUGCAACAUGUGAGAAGCAGUGCUGGAAAUAAGGAGAAAAUUGCUUACACUUACACACUUUCUAAAGGAUACACAGAGGAAAAGAACUAUGGACUAAAAGCUGCAGAAGUGUCCUCCCUACCAUCAUCCAUAAUUUUGGAUGCAAAGGAAAUCACAAACCACAUUACAAAACAAAUUUUGCACAGGCAGGAAAGCACACCUGAGAUGAUGAAGCAGAGAGCUGCAUACCAGUUAGCAAUGAGAUUGGUUCAGACUGCCAGAAAUUCUCGACUGGACCCUGGCAGUUUGCGUAUAUAUUUGAAAGCCCUGAAGAAAAAGUAUGAAGCCAGUUGUCCCACACCCAGAAAGAAUGAUGAGCAACAAUAACAGAGGCUGUUGCUCUAAUUUUUAUGACUGCAAGAUGAUUCUGGUUUUUCUCACAGUAUUAGUACUGUCUUUUCACAUGCUGUUAUAUUUUCAAUUCUUAGUCUAAAUUACACUCAGUAAUGGAAGACCAUAUCCUUUAUGGGUUUUCCCCCCCUCCCCCAGCAUACCUGGAAUAAAAGCAUUUGCCUUCUAUGAGGAGCACAA